CGGCGGGAGCGGUGGUGCCCCCUUGGGCACAGGGCCAUGUACAACGGGAUCGGGCUGCCGACGCCCCGGGGCAGCGGCACCAACGGCUACGUCCAGCGCAACCUGUCCCUGGUGCGGGGCCGCAGUGGUGAGCGGCCUGACUACAAGGGAGAGGAGGAACUGCGGCGCCUGGAGGCUGCCCUGGUGAAGCGUCCUAAUCCUGACAUCCUGGACCAUGAGCGCAAGCGGCGCGUGGAGCUGCGAUGCCUCGAGCUGGAGGAGAUGAUGGAAGAGCAGGGGUACGAAGAACAGCAGAUUCAGGAGAAAGUGGCGACCUUUCGACUCAUGUUGCUGGAGAAGGAUGUGAACCCUGGGGGCAAGGAAGAAACCCCAGGGCAGAGGCCAAUGGUAGCUGAGACCCAUUCGGGAUGAGGACUCAGAGGCCUCCAGUCUGA
Molecule: messenger RNA, 434 nt
Organism: Peromyscus leucopus (white-footed mouse)
Lineage: Eukaryota; Metazoa; Chordata; Mammalia; Rodentia; Cricetidae
Product: serine/arginine repetitive matrix protein 2-like
Exons: 1
Coding region: 37-411 (124 amino acids)
Molecular function (GO): mRNA binding
Source: RefSeq, a predicted model, not a curated record